Suillus bovinus is the source of this 685-nucleotide messenger RNA. Its product is annotated as alpha-L RNA-binding motif-containing protein. The record is from RefSeq and is a predicted model, not a curated record. Gene Ontology annotation, biological process: rRNA processing. NCBI's taxonomy places the organism in Eukaryota, Fungi, Basidiomycota, Agaricomycetes, Boletales, Suillaceae. Bases 96 to 647 code for a protein of 183 amino acids. Gene Ontology annotation, cellular component: Mpp10 complex; small-subunit processome; small ribosomal subunit. The transcript has 6 exons. Gene Ontology annotation, molecular function: rRNA binding; structural constituent of ribosome; snoRNA binding.
CAAGACUCUCACACGCAGCCUUCGUUUACCACGUGCUUGACAGCACAAUCACCGGAAUCAAAAUUUUAUAAACACAGCAUUCAGCUAUAGCACUCAUGGUCCGCAAAUUCAAGUAUCAUGAGCAGAAAUUGCUCAAGAAAGUCGACUUUCUAAACUGGAAACAAGAUGCAAAUAUUCGUGAGAUCAAAGUCAUUCGCAGGUACCAUAUCCAGGACAGAGAAGAUUACCACAAGUACAACAAGCUUUGCGGUGCUCUAAGAUCAUUCGCACACCGUCUAUCCGUUCUACCGGCUCAAGACCCAUUUCGUACCCGCAUGGAGUCACAGCUACUCUCAAAACUCUAUGACAUCGGCGUACUCAACUCCCAAGCAAAAUUAAGUGACGUUGAUAACAAGAUAACCGUCGCUGCCUUCUGCAGGCGUCGCCUUGCUGUUUUCAUGUGCAUGAGCAAGAUGGCAGAAACGGUCAGCGCAGCUGCAAAAUUUAUCGAACAAGGUCACGUCCGUGUUGGUCCUGAUACUAUCACCGAUCCCGCUUUUCUUGUCACGAGACACAUGGAAGACUUCGUUACUUGGGUGGACACUUCCAAGUUGAAGAGAACCAUCAUGAACUACAAUGACGAGCUCGACGAUUACGAUCUACUAUAAUCGCCCAUCGACACGUCUACGGUCGAUUAUGUCGUCAU